Molecule: messenger RNA, 8916 nt
Organism: Phyllostomus hastatus (greater spear-nosed bat)
Lineage: Eukaryota; Metazoa; Chordata; Mammalia; Chiroptera; Phyllostomidae
Gene: ZNF236
Product: zinc finger protein 236
Exons: 32
Coding region: 56-5773 (1905 amino acids)
Biological process (GO): regulation of transcription by RNA polymerase II
Cellular component (GO): nucleus
Molecular function (GO): RNA polymerase II cis-regulatory region sequence-specific DNA binding; DNA-binding transcription factor activity, RNA polymerase II-specific
Source: RefSeq, a predicted model, not a curated record
CGUAUGUGUGUGAGUGUGUGUGCGGCCGAGGGGAGGGCCGCCGCCGCCGCCGACGAUGCCGCGGGGCCGCCCCCCGAAGCCCAAGGAGAGCAAGGCGCGCGGCGACACCGAUGGAGUUUUAACAUUGAAUGCGGAGAAUGCUAAUUAUGCCUAUCAAGCGCCAAACUUCCGUAAAUGUGAAACCUGUCUGCUAUCUUUUCCAAAAGAGUCCCAGUUCCAGCGCCACAUGAGGGACCACGAGCGGAACGACAAGCCACAUCGAUGCGACCAGUGCCCCCAAACCUUUAAUGUUGAAUUCAACCUGACCCUGCACAAAUGUACCCACAAUGGGGAGGACCCUACCUGUCCUGUGUGUCACAAGAAAUUCUCCAGAGUGGCCAGUCUCAAAGCGCACAUUAUGCUGCAUGAGAAGGAGGAGAACCUCAUCUGCCCCGAGUGCGGGGACGAGUUUGCCCUGCAGAGCCAGCUGGCCGCCCAUCUGCAGGAGCACCGGCAGGAGCUGGCCGGUGGCCGCGCCCACACCUGCAAGGCCUGCGGGAAGGAGUGCGCCGCGGCGCCGCAGCUGCGGGAGCACCUGAAGAGCCACCACAGAAUCAGGAUGUCCAGCACCAGGUCGUACAACCGGAACGUCGACAGGAGCGGGUUCACCUACUCGUGCCCACACUGCGGGAAGACGUUCCAGAAGCCGAGCCAGCUCACGCGGCACGUGAGGAUACACACAGGCGAAAGGCCCUUCAAGUGCAGCGAGUGCGGGAAAGCCUUUAACCAGAAGGGGGCGCUGCAGACGCACAUGAUCAAGCACACAGGUGAAAAGCCGCACGCCUGUGCCUUCUGUCCUGCUGCCUUUUCUCAGAAGGGGAACCUGCAGUCCCACGUGCAGCGAGUGCACUCGGAGGUCAAGAAUGGCCCUACCUAUAACUGCACGGAGUGCAGCUGUGUGUUUAAGAGUCUGGGCAGCUUGAACACGCACAUCAGCAAGAUGCACAUGGGCGGGCCGCAGAGCGCCGCCAGCUCCGCAGAGACGGCGCACGUCCUCACGGCCACGCUGUUUCAGACGUUGCCUCUUCAGCAGACGGAGGCCCAGGCUGCGUCGGGCCCGGGCCAGCCGAACUCCCAGGCGGUGACCGACGUCAUCCAGCAGCUGCUGGAGCUCUCAGACCCGGGGCCGGCCGAGCCCAGCCAGGCCCCGCAGCCGGGCCAGCAGCUCAGCAUCACGGUGGGCAUCAGCCAGGACAUCCUGCAGCAAGCCUUAGAAAACAGUGGGCUGUCUUCAAUUCCAGCUGCAGCACACCCCAGCGACCCCAGCCACGCCAAGACUGCCGUGCCGGGCCAGGACCCGGACCUCCCCGACGCGCCCCGCGAGCCAGCUGACCCUGCCGACGCGGAGCCGGAGAAGGAGCAGGAGAGCCCAGAGAAGCUGGACAGAAAGGAGAAGAGGCUCCUCAAGAAGAAGUCACCGUUUCUCCCUGGCUCCAUCCGCGAGGAGAACGGGGUCCGCUGGCACGUGUGUCCCUACUGCACCAAGGAGUUCCGGAAGCCCAGCGACCUGGUCCGGCACAUCCGCAUCCACACGCACGAGAAGCCCUUCAAGUGCCCGCAGUGCUUCCGCGCCUUCGCGGUGAAGAGCACGCUGACCGCGCACAUCAAGACGCACACGGGCAUCAAGGCCUUCCAGUGCCAGUACUGCCUGAAGAGCUUCUCCACUUCCGGGAGCCUCAAAGUGCACAUCCGCCUGCACACAGGAGUCAGGCCCUUUGCUUGUCCUCACUGUGACAAAAAGUUCCGGACCUCCGGCCACAGGAAGACGCACGUGGCUUCCCACUUCAAGCACUCCGAGCUGAGGAAGAUGCGGCACCAGCGGAAGCCGGCCAAGGUCCGAGUGGGCAAGGCCGGCGCCCCCGUCCCCGACAUUCCCUUGCAGGAGCCGAUCCUCAUAACCGACGCAGGUCUCAUCCAGCCCAUUCCGAGAAGCCAGUUUUUCCAGAGCUACUUCAACAGCAGCUUCGUGAGCGAGGCGGACCGGCCGUACAAGUGCUUCUACUGCCACCGAGCGUACAAGAAGUCCUGCCACCUCAAGCAGCACAUCCGGUCGCACACUGGCGAGAAGCCCUUCAAGUGCUCUCAGUGUGGGCGAGGCUUCGUCUCCGCGGGCGUGCUCAAAGCCCACGGCAGGACGCACACGGGGCUGAAGUCCUUCAAGUGCCUCGUCUGCAACGGGGCCUUCACCACGGGGGGCAGCCUGCGGCGGCACAUGGGCAUCCACAACGACCUGCGGCCCUACAUGUGUCCCUACUGCCAGAAGACCUUCAAGACCUCCCUGAACUGCAAGAAGCACAUGAAGACCCAUCGCUACGAGCUCGCGCAGCAGCUGCAGCAGCACCAGCAGGCCGCCUCGCUCGACGGCAGCGCCAUGGACCAGCAGGGCGUGCACGUGUCCACGCAGAUGCAGGUCGAGGUCGAGAGCGCUGAACUGCAGCCGCCUGCAGACGCCGUCGCCGCGAACCCCGAGGCCAUGUUGGACCUGGAGCCGCAGCACGUGGUGGGCGCGGAGGACGAGGGGCUGGGCCAGCCGUUGGCAGAGCCGCCUCUGGAGGCCGAUGAAGACAGGUUCGGGGCUCCGCAGCACACACUGCCAGGGCCCAUGGACCAGUUCGCGGAGCAGGCCCCCGCGCAGCAGCCCUUCGAGCCGGCCGGCCUGGCGCAGGGUUUCGCGGUGACGGACAGCUACAGCCAGCCGGCCCCGUUCCCGCCCGUGCAGCAGCUGCAGGACUCCAGCGCGCUGGAGGCGCAGGCCCUGUCCGCCAGCUUCCACGGGCAGGGCCUGCUGCCCGUGCCCGGCUCCGAGCCCGCUGCCGGGACGACGCCUUUGAUGCAAGAGCCGUCCCAAGAGGAGCUGGACCUGCCGGCGCCCCGCCGCCCAUUCCUAGAGGACAGCGAGGACCAGAGCCGGCGCUCCUACAGGUGCGACUACUGCCACAAGGGCUUCAAGAAGUCCAGCCACCUGAAGCAGCACGUGCGCUCGCACACCGGGGAGAAGCCCUACAAGUGCAAGCUCUGCGGGCGCGGCUUCGUCUCCUCCGGCGUGCUCAAGUCCCACGAGAAGACACACACAGGCGUGAAGGCCUUCAGCUGCAGCGUGUGCCGCGCGGCGUUCACCACCAACGGCAGCCUCACCCGGCACAUGGCGACGCACGUGAGCCUGAAGCCCUACAAGUGCCCGCUCUGCGAGCAGGGCUUCCGCACGGCCGUCCACUGCCGACAGCACGUGAGGAGGCACCAGGCGGGCCCCUGCGCCCCCUCGGCGCCCGCGGAGGCCAGCGAAGGGGCAGGCGGGUCUGACCCGUUCCUCGUGCUUCGUUUAGACGUGUGCGUGGAGGAGGAGGAGGAAAAUCCUGAGAGAGGCGCGUGGAGGAAGGUGCGUCCCGAGGUCAUCACCUUCACGGAGGAGGAGACGGCGCAGCUGGCCAAGACCCAGCCCCAGGAGAGCGCCACCGUCUCGGAGCAGGUGCUGGUGCAGUCGGCCGCCGAGAAGGACCGCGUCAGCGAGCUGAAGGACCGGCAGGCCGAGCUGGAGGCCGAGCCCAGGUUCGCCAACCGCUGCUCCUACUGCCCCAAGAGCUUCAAGAAGCCCAGCGACCUCGUCAGGCAUGUGCGCAUCCACACCGGGGAGAAGCCGUACAAGUGCGACGAGUGUGGGAAGAGCUUCACCGUGAAGUCCACGCUGGAUUGCCACGUGAAGACGCACACAGGUCAGAAGCUCUUCAGCUGCCACGUGUGCCGCAACGCCUUCUCCACCAAGGGCAGCCUGAAGGUGCACAUGCGCCUGCACACGGGGGCCAAGCCCUUCAAGUGCCCGCACUGCGAGCUGCGCUUCCGCACGUCCGGCCGCAGGAAGACGCACAUGCAGUGCCACUGCAAGCCCGAGCCCAGGAAGGCCCGGCGGCCGGUGACCCGCAGCGCCUCCGAGGGGCUGCAGCCUGCCGGCCUGCUGAGCCCCGCCCCCGCCGACCCCAGCGUGCUGAUCAUGAACAGUUCGGUCCUGACCGGCCAGUUCGAGCCCAGCCUGCUGCAGCCCGGGCUGGUGGGCCCAGCCGUCCUCCCCGGCCCUGUGUCAGCCGGCAGUGACUGGACGGUGUCCCUGACCGAUGGGAGUCUGGCCGCCCUGGAGGGCAUCCAGCUGCAGCUGGCGGCCAACGUGGUCGGGCCCAACGUGCAGAUCUCUGGGAUCGACGCCUCCGGCAUCAACAACAUCACACUGCAGAUCGACCCCAGCGUUCUGCAGCAGACCCUGCAGCACAGCAGCCUGCUCGCCCAGCCGCUGGCGGGGGAGGCGGCCGGGGCCCCGCACGGCAGCUCCCUGCAGGCCACGGACGGCGCGGGGCCGGCCAGCGUCGUCAUCCAGCCCAUCGCGGGCCUGUCCCUGCAGCCCACCGUGACCUCUGCCAACCUAACCAUCAGCCCCAUGGCGGAGGACUCUGUGCUGACCACCAGCAGCGGCGGGACUCCAGAGCUCGCUCAGGUGAUGUCGUCCCAGGGCCUGGUGUCCGCUGGCAGCGGCCCCCACGAGAUCACGCUGACCAUCAACAACUCGAGCCUCAGCCAGGUCUUGGCCCAGGCCGCCGGGCCCGCCGCGUCGGCCUCGGGGUCCCCGCAGGAGAUCACCCUCACGAUCUCCGGUCAGGACCUCCUCCAGCACAGUCCCGGCGGGGGCGGCGAGCUGAACGGGACCAUCAGGCUGUCCGCGCCGGCCGUCGGGAGUCAGCCCGCCGGCGCCACCCUGACGAUCAGCAACGACCAGCUCCUGGCCCAGACCGCGACGCUGACCUCCUCAGAGCUCAGCGCUGCGGCUGGCGGCCUCCCCUGCACCGCCCCGGCGUCCCCGCCGGCCAUCUCCGCGCAGAACCUGGUCAUGUCUUCCUCAGGAGUCGGGGGCGAGGCCAGCGUCACCCUGACCCUGGCCGACACGCAGGGCUUGCUCUCUGGAGGACUGGACACAGUCACACUCAACAUCGCUUCUCAGGGCCAGCAGUUCCCGGCCCUGCUCACCGACCCCUCGCUCGCGGGCGCCGGGGGAGCCGGCUCGCCGCAGGUCAUCCUCGUGAGCCACACCUCCCAGCCUGCAGCUGCCGCCUGCGAGGAGAUCUUCCAGGUGACCGACGUCUCUGCCCACCUGGCGCCGCCGCCCGAGAAGGAGGGCCGACUGCACCCGUGCGCGGAGUGUGGCCGCAGCUUCGCCUCCUCGGCCCUGCUGCUGCAGCACAGCAAGGACGCGCACGGGCGUGAGCGCAUCCAUGUGUGCCCCGCCUGCAGCAAGGCCUUCAAGCGGGCCACCCACCUCAAGGAGCACAUGCAGACCCACCAGGCAGGCCCCUCCCUGAGCUCGCAGAAGCCCCGAGUGUUCAAGUGCGACACCUGUGAGAAGGCCUUCGCCAAGCCGAGCCAGCUGGAGCGGCACAGCCGCAUCCACACGGGGGAGCGGCCCUUCCAGUGCACGCUGUGCGAGAAAGCCUUCAACCAGAAGAGCGCGCUGCAGGUGCACAUGAAGAAGCACACGGGCGAGCGGCCCUACCGGUGCCACUGCUGCGCCGUGGGCUUCACCCAGAAGAGCAACAUGAAGCUGCACAUGAAGCGGGCGCACAGCUACCCCGGAGGCUUGCAAGAGCCCGCCGGUGCCCAGGAGCAGGGCGUGGAGGAGCUGGGCCAGACCCUGCACCUGGAGGAGGUGGUGCCCGAGAGCGCGGGCGAGUGGCAGGCGCUGGCCAACGUCUUCUGACGCAGCCCGCGUCUCCCUCGGACGUCUCCGGAGGCCCACGUGGUGCAGAACGGAGCCCUUGGAAUGUCUGUUUUGGAGCUUCGAGUGUUAAACAUGCCAUCACAGUAGUUUUUAGCUCUCGAGUUAUCCGAAGAAUCAUUGUCUUUCAGAGAUGGGAAAGUGGGGGAGCAUCCUCACUCGCCCGCAAAUCACUGAACUCAGGUACUACAGUGGGCGGCCUCACGCCCGCCCUGCAGCCGGCGUGCCUGUCCCCACGAGCUGACGGGGCCUGCCGGCGUCGUAGGGCGAUUUCUUUGCGUUAGCAAAGGCUGUGGCGUGGCCACGGGAGAGGCCCGACUCCCCUCGUGCUUUCUGUUCUAAGAAGCGUCGCUCACGGAGCACACGCCAGGUUGGCGCCGCGGCUCGGAAACACGUCAGGGCCCAGGGAGGGCUCCCGUGCUCCGCUCCGUGUGUUGUGGAGCGAGUGGAAGCGGACUCUUUAGUCUGCGGUGAGUCCGUGGAGAUGACACCUCGAGAGACGGCUGGACCAGUUCUCUCUCCGUCCCCACGCCUGAUCACUGGUUACCCGAAGGCAGCCCCUGGGCGUCCGCACGGGGGGCACAGGCAGCCCUACACUCGCUCGCGACGGGGACACCUCGCCGGCCAACUGCAGGUCCACGGGCCAGACGCGGCAGAAAGCACAAGCCAUAGGCCGCAGGCGGGAAGCGACGGAGACGCCUGGCCCUGGUCGCGGCGGCGGGGGCCUGCCCGCCGUGGACAGACUCGGACUGGGAGAGGCCGUGGCUGCUGCCCGGGCGUCGGCAGGUGCGCGUCCAUUUCAGGGAACCCUCGAGUCUCAUCAAUGGUGCCACACCCAGCCCGUCCCCACCAGACCCACCCGUGCAGGCAGGGGUGUGCCCUCCCUCCAGCAUUCCAAAGACGGGCAGUCCUUGGUGCGCGCCCCUGCGGAGUUAUUUAUAUGUUCUACAUAUAAGUGCACAUGUACAUACGCAGAUACAGGGCCUCUGUGUGGCCGAACGGUAUAUUUUGUAAAUAGAAGCACUCGCGCCCCCCCCCCCCCCACCCCGGAGAGAGCGCCCGCUCCGCGCCUCCCCGCGAGCACUUCCCACCAGCACUGUGUCCCCGGCGGCGGUGGGGGCCUCCCCGCGGGGCGGGGCGGGGCGGGGCGGGGCGCCGGGGCCAUGCGUGUUCCAAGGAGUGGUUGCCUUUCCUUGCUCUCUGCCUCGCGCUCCGCGCUCCCUGCUCCCCGCGGAGAGCACUUCCACUGUAAACGUCGUCGCAUGGACUCGGUGCGUGGAGGGGCCCGCGUCUCAGGCCCCCGCGAGCGAGCCCGCCCACUCCCACUUGUCUGGAAGGGCGUCUCCUGGGUGUCCCCGUUCGCUUCGGGAUCUGUAUAUAGGUGACAUCGACGGUGAUGUAAAAAGUUUUGUUACGUGGAAAUAUUUAAGUCAGAAAACUGUUAAAUAAUAUUACUUCUUUUUUCAAACUGCUUUGUGUACUGUAUAUUUUUUUAAGGGAAAAAAAGCCUUAUUUGACUUAUUCUUGUGAUACUGGACUUACUGUAUACCCUGAGGCUUUUCUCAAAUGUUGGUGUGUGUGACCUGGCUCUGGUCAGCGUAUUCCGAAUCAUUGUAAUUUUGCCAGAGUUUUAAAGGUUCUGCUUUUAAUGCACUUUCUUUUAUAAUUUUGUAUUAAAGUAUUUUAGAAAUGUUGAUUAAUUUUGGUGAACAAAUAUCCCCAAAGUUGCAACUAUUGGAAUUUUAAAAGAAAUUUUGUUCUUGCUAGUUUAUUUAUUUUGUUUUUAGCAUUAAAUGUCAUCUCAGGACAGUCUCUGAAAGGGGUUUGUUUAAUUCUGAACUGUACAGAAAACACAGCCCGCUGCGCUGUGCCAGCCAACUGCCCGGUGAAGGGCCUUACCCGGUGAAUCUAAAGCCUACCUUUAUUUUGGUAAAUGAGAAGAGAAAAAAGUCUAUGGCUAAUCCACUUUGCGAGUGUUGUCGAUGUAUCAGCGGGCAGACACAAGGCACUGCCGCGUAAGUUGGAUCUGCUUCCCGAUCCCAAAAGCCGCCUCCUUGCAGGGCGUCCCUGGACAACACAAGGGCCGGCGAAGACAGCGCCUGGCGGCCCCGGGGGGCGUGUGGCCGCCCGCUCCGCUUCGGCCGCCGCCCGUGUCCUCGGGCGGGGGGGGCUCCGGCCGUCUCCGCCACCAGGACUGCGCGGGCGGGCAGCUGCGUUUUUAGAGCUGUCUCACGAUAGCACAUCUGUCUAGGAACUACAGCAAAUAAAACAUCAAGUUAGGAGGCGAGAUUUUUUCUUUUAAAAGUUUAAUGUAAGAAAGGUGGGCGCGAGAACUCGCUCCAAGUUCAGAUAGUUUUUAACACACACGCAUUGGAACAUUUUUCUUCCCCUCUGUGAAGUCCAGAGAAGGAAAGCCACCCCCCCCGCCCCCGCCCCCUGGCAAACUCGGCGACACCGAGGCCCCUGGAGGAGGCCCGUGGGCCUGGCGCCCCGUCCAGUCGACGAUGGCAGGCAAGUGUCCCCACGGGACGGCAGGGGUGAGGCGGAACUGUCUCCGCAGGAGUAGGAGCUCCCGGGCCCACUGGCGGCUGCCUUCCGCCCCACCUGCCUGUGCCGGUGCUCAGACACGAGUGGGGGGCGAGUCUGCGGCCCUCGGGGACUGGGGGGGGGCCGGGGUGCUGCUGCUCUGUGUCUCCAACCCCUGUGUCCCCGAGGGCGUGUGGGGACCUGCCCCUACAGGGGAGUCCCAGGGUCCUUUGCAUGGAGAAACGUUAGCGCCACCCAGCGCCAGCCUCUGACUCGGGGACCGUCCCUCGGGGCAGCAUCCGGUGCCCCUCCGCCCAUGGGCAUCUGGAAGGAAACGGGUUCUCGCGCUUCACCCUCUCAGCCGGGGCUUCCUGGCUUCCGCACUCCUGCCCGGCGUGCGCGUGCGAGAGAUGCGCGUGUCAGCGCCCGCACAGGGCUCUGCACGGCCCAGGCCCAGGGGGUGUCGGCGCUCACGCGGGCUUCCCUCCGCGGGAGGAGACCGCCUCCCGUGAAGGUGACACGCGUUUCAGCGGAAGAACGAUCGCUCGGAUGUCCGUGACGCCUUCUUAAGAAAAUGUGUAAGACCUCCGGUGCUGUUU